This is a messenger RNA of Eriocheir sinensis (Chinese mitten crab), 6231 nucleotides long. Its product is annotated as zinc metalloproteinase nas-4-like. Gene Ontology annotation, biological process: proteolysis. The transcript is spliced from 13 exons. Lineage: Eukaryota; Metazoa; Arthropoda; Malacostraca; Decapoda; Varunidae. Gene Ontology annotation, molecular function: metalloendopeptidase activity; zinc ion binding. The record is from RefSeq and is a predicted model, not a curated record. The coding region runs from base 210 to 1589 and encodes 459 amino acids.
UGGCGGGUGAAGGGCCCAGAAACUACCUGCUCCAACGCCACACUUCCCUUCACAAGCCAGAGACGCCCUCCACUACCUACGAAGGCUGACAACUGCCUACCUACCUGUCUGCCUACCUGCCCGUGAGGUUAUUAGUGCCUGCCGUAGUCUUGGGCAGGCAGAAUUUCCUCUCAUACACGAAGGUCACGCUACGUUGGUAAUUUGGAAAGAUGCUGGCGAGGCGAGGCGCGGGCAUGGUGGUGGUGGUGGGCGUGCUGGCGUGGCUAGGCGUGGGCGGCGAUGGUGUGCUGGCCGGCACUGCCCGUUCCUCCGACCCCAAGGCUGAAGGGCUCAUGUCGGAGGUGCAGCUGGACCCCAACCUGCCCCAGCUCCCCCUCGGCUACCCCGAUACGAUGCAGUCAGACAUUCCUGGACCUCCACUGAGCCCGGACGAUUUCAAGAAGGGGAAGGUGAUGGAGCACAAGGACUGGGACCCAACAAGCACCAGUGACCCCAUCGAGCUGGCGGGACUCUUCCAGGGAGACAUAAUUCUGCCCUCCGUCAGCGAAUACUUCAGUGUCAUCAACCCCGCCGACGCCCCCCAGGCCAGGAACGCUAUCAAGGACAUGACGCAGCGCUGGCCGAACGGUGUCAUCCCCUACGUCAUCUCGUCCUCCUACAACAAGCAGGAGCGGGGCAUCAUCGCCAUGGCCAUGAACAACUACCACGUCCAGACUUGCAUCCGCUUCGUCCCCCGCACCGUCGAGAGAGACUACAUCCACAUCAUCAAGGGCGACGGUUGCUCUAGCGCCGUGGGUCGGGCAGGUGGGGCACAGGCGCUGUCCCUGGGUCCCGGGUGCCUGUACGUAGGUAUUGUGAUGCACGAGUGUAUGCACGCGGCGGGCUUCUGGCACGAACAGUCACGCUCAGACCGGGACCAGUUCAUCACCAUCAACACCCCCAACAUCCAGACUGGCAUGGACUACAACUUCAAGAAAUACUCCUGGGACAUCAUCCAGAGCCUCGGGGUGGAGUAUGACCUGGGCUCGGUGAUGCACUACGGACCAUACGCCUUCGCCAAGGACCGCACGAAGCCAACUAUUAUACCCAGGGUCAAAGGGGCCGAGAUAGGACAGCGCCGGGCCUUUUCCGCCAAAGACAUCGAGAAGCUCCAGAAUCUGUACAACUGCGCCAAUACGACUAUGACGAGUGGUGUGACAGAGGCGCCGCUGCCCACUAUGCCCGUAGACCAGUGUCAGGACAACAACGAGCACUGCGCCACUUGGGCCAACAUGGGCGAGUGUCAGAAGAACCCCACUUGGAUGGACGUCAACUGCCAAAAGUCCUGCAAGAAGUGUGGUGUGCCCUGCGCGGACAACAGCGAGCACUGCGCAUACUGGACGUCAAUGGGCGAGUGCACGAUUAACGGGGAGUACAUGAGCCGCUUCUGCCGAAAGUCCUGCGGCGUGUGUCACUCAGCUGCUGACUACGAUACCACGGUUUGCGACGACAAGAACGUUCACUGCGCAGCCUGGGCCGCCAAAGGGGACUGCCGCUCCAACCCGCAGUACAUGCUCCUGUUCUGCAAGAAGGCCUGUGCCGUGUGCUGAGGCUCCAAGGGCGGCGUGCUGCGGGGGUGUUUAGGGGAAGACGAAGCUCUUUAGAUAUACACCACCGUUCUCUCUCUCUCUCUCUCCAUCAUAUGUUGUAAAUGGAAAAAUGGGGAAUUAUUUGUAUGGAUGGAGAGAGCUCAGGGAAAUAAAGGAAAAAAAUAGAGAAAUAUUGUAUGUGUUUGCAUGUAGUAAUGGUGGUGGUAGUAGUAGUAGUAGUAGCAUGAUUACUUUAUUACUAUUACUAUCAUUACAACUACUACUGGUAUUAUCAAGAUCUUUGUUAUUAUUGUUAUUAUUAUUAUUAUUAUUAUUAUUAUUAUUAUUAUUAUUAUUAUUACUAUUAUUACUAUUAUUACUGUCAGUGUCAUUACCACCAUUAUCAUCAUUAUCAUCUGGUCACGUCAAGAGCUUUUGUUUAUCUUAUCAUUAAAUAUUAGUGUUCAAUAUUUUCUUCUCUUAUCAUCGGCGUUUCAAAAUCUUGAGGACUUGUUUACUAGUACGCAUGAUUAUAAGUCUUUUGGGGCAGAGAAAUUCAUGGCCAGCACACGAUUUAUGAAUUUUUAGAUUAUGUUCAUUAGUGUUAAAAGAAGUGAUCCAAUCUUAUACUAAGGAACUUGCUGUAACAUUCUAAUCAACAUAAUUGAUCUAAGCCAAUACGUGAUGUGCCCAGCAUGAUUUUUCUGGCACAUGAAUGGACGAGGAGGUGCAGGGGAGGAAGAGGCAGGUCGCAGUUGAAAGGGUCGGGUCCACAGCAGGAGGAAGGGUGAUGAAUGGACGUGGAGGUGCUGGGGAGGAGGAAGGAGCAGGUCACAGCUGAAAGGGUCGGGUCCACAGCAGGAAGAAGGGUUGAUGAAUGACCGAGGAGGUGCAGGGGAGGAGGAAGGGACAGGUCACAGUUGAAAGGGUCGGGUCCACAGCAGGAAGAAGGGUGAUGAAUGGCCGAGGAGGUGCAAGGGAGGAGGAAGGAGCAGGUCACAGUUGAAAGGGUCGGGUCCACAGCAGGAAGAAGGGUGAUGAAUGGCUGAGGAAGUGUAGGGGAGGAGGAGGAAGGGGCAGGUCACAGUUGAAAGGGUCGGGUCCACAGCAGGAAGGGUGAUGAAUGGACGUGGAGGUGCAGGGGAGGAGGAAGAGAGGAGGAUCAGAGUUGAGGAUGUUGAAUUGUCUUAAAGGGGAACUUUGCAAGAAGAGACUGUUUUAGGGGGCUAUAAAACAAGUCAUACAGUGAUCCGGUAAUUAUAAACAUCGAUAAAACUAUAAAGCCAAAGGGAUAAAAUACAUUUAUUUAUAUAUUUUCUUGAUGUAGGAAUGUAUGUAUUUACUACUCGGUCUAUAUUGAGUAUGUUGGCCUGGGCUUUCACUAUUAUUAUUAUUAUUAUUAUUCAGGGAAAUUAUUGAUAUAGACCCAAACAGUCCCCUUGAUGAGUAGACAUGGAUAUGAAAGUUGACAGUAAUAGCAAAGUAAGAAUAAAAAAGGGGGGUGAAGGAAGGUAAUGAGGUAAGAUCUUAUUCUGGCUAUGAAUGGCUGCAAAAAUAUGUCUGCGUACAAGAUUACGUUCUCGUUUAGCUGUAUGCAGAGACAAAUUAGAGUGGCCAUUAACUUGAGCAGGAUUAAUGACAAAAGUGACCUGACCUGACCUGACCUGACUCCAAUGCAAUGCUUCCUAUUGACCCAGCAUAACUUCUCUUAAGACCUCGGCAAAAUUCACAUCACAUGGUAAGAAUACCUUUCUGGCAAACUGCUUCAUGACACUUUAUUUCCUUGGCUCACGUGAUUUUAAGGCAGUUUUCGGGUCUUCAUGCCUUUCGUAGUUUCAAGGCAGUUCUCGAGUCUUCACAGCUUCCAUAGUUUCAAGAAAGUUCUCGAGUCUUCACGGGUUUUGUAGUGUCAGGGUAGUUCUCGAGUCUUUGUGGUUUUCAUAGAUUCAAGGUAGUUCUUGGGGUCUCUACUUUUCAUAGUUUCAAGGUAGUUCUCGGGUCUGUACUUUUCAUAGUUUCAAGGUAGUUCUCAAGUCUUCACGGUUUUUUGUAGUAUCAGGGCAGUUCUUGGGUCUUUGUACUUUUCGUAGUUUCGAGGCAAUGCUCGGGUUUUCAUUCCUUUAGUAGUUUCAAGGCAGUGGAAAUGAGUUGUAUAAGAGGUGCAUGUGGUGCCUCAGGAUGGGAUGGAGAAAGUCAUGAAAGAAUGUAUGAGAGGUUUGGUGUGGGUGUGACAGUGAAAGGAGUGAAUUGAGGAGUGGUGGAAUAUGUGAAGCGUAGUGCACUGAGAUGGUUUGGGCACAUGAUGAGAACGAAGGAAAAUUAAUUUGUGAAGAGAGUGUAUGAGGGAAGGAUUGGGGGAGGGGGUGUCGGGGGUAGACCGUGUCAAGUGGAUCAACAUGGAGAAAUGGAGACACUUCUGCUGCAACCACCCCCUGGAGGAUAUUAAAUGCAAGGAUGUUGUAAGAAGUUUUAUUGACCUGAGUUUAACCAUAAGGCAGUGACUGCCCCUUUACCACCUACUGCUACAUAAUAGAGGAGUGUAAAGGCGGCAUCACACAGGGCAAAUUUCUCCCAACAUGUUGCUCGUUUUGGUUGGCGGUUGCGCAAAAUGAACAACCACCAACAAGAUUUGGCGGAUUGGGAAAGAUGGACAACGGUUGUGUUACCAGACUGGUUGGGAGAAAUCGGGGUCAAAUGACAUUCGUGCUAUAAGCUGUAAAUGUAAAUUGAAAAUCAAUCAUCAUACAUAUUUACUCAAAUUGUCAACUCCAAAAACCAACGUACAUGUGCAAGUAUGUGCUUGUGAUUUAUUUGUCCACUGUGUAAAGUUAUUUAUAACACUCAAUUGACUGUGCUGGUGUGCUGGGUGGAGUCUGUGCCUGGCGUGAGAUAAACAAACUGUUUACAAUGCAAUGCAGCAGCACAAUCUUCUAUAACCUCAAUAUCCUUCCGAGUCAUGGUAGAGUGGCUGGAGAGAUGCUGGCGUGGUGUUUGCUGCUGGAGCGCAGCGUCAACACAACAGUUCAGGGUCAGAAGUGUGAUGCACAACAUGGUUGGUUGAUGAUAUCAUCAACAAAAACGAGCAAUAUGUUGGGAGAAAUUUGCCCUGUGACGCCGCCUUAAGGCACUGACAAGCAGAGUAGCAUGUUUAACAGGUAGUGUUGCAAUGAAUAUUUACAAAUGUAUUAAUGUGACCCCUUUCACAGUAUACAUAGAGACUGAUAUAGAUGGAUAGACAUGCUUUUUUCUGACAUCUUGUUGUUAUUCAUCUUUCUUUAUAACCAUUCCUCACAGAAAUGGCUGAAUGGAGAGGGAAGGGGUAGAGGAAGUCCCCCACCCACCUCCCUAGGAUGAGGUGAGACUGGUAGUUUUAAAUAUUUACCAAAACGGGUGAGGGUAUGGCAGAAGAAUUAAGCAUGAAAAAUAACUAUGAACUGCAAGAAAGAGAUAUUUCAGCCAAUCUAGUACUGACCAAGUAGUAUAAGUAGUUGCAGUGAUGGUAAUGUUGGUAGUUGUGGGAGUGAUACAAGUAGAAAAAUUAUUAAUGAUACCUUCUCUAUAAUUUGGUGAUAUUAUUUUCAGGUAAAGAAGAAAGAAGAAGAAAUGGGUUUAAGUAGGGUGGUGAGGAGUAGACAAAGCCCCCCCACCUACCCACUGUUAACCCGGUAGCAGCAACGGGCCAAAUUUGUGGCUUUACCGUGUAGCAGCGACGGCCCAAAUUUGUGCCAUGAUAUAAACCCCCAAAAACAGAGGAUACAUAAUCUGAUCAGAAAUGCUUUGAAAUAUAUUUUUAAAUGGUUUGUGUGAGGUGUGAUUUUUUCUCAUUUUUGUCACUUGGAGGGACCAUUAAGAAACAUGAUCCCCGCUGCUACUGGGUUAAGAGGCGAGACGGGUGAAGAGUUUAAGACGUUUACCAAAAUGGGUGAGGGUAUGGCGGGCACGAGCGCUACCCAUUCAUGUAUCAGUGACGUGGGAAAGAAGAGAUAUUGCAGUGGAUCUACUACUACCCAAAGAACCAGAUAUAGCUGAAGAAACCAUCUUAAUAUAUGUGUCCCUUAGGCAUGAGGAACCACAUGACACUUGAAUUCAAAAUAUUAGAAGGAAGAGAAGAACAGAGAGAUGGACUUGACAAAAUUGGAGGAAGAUUCAACAAGAGGAUGAGUGAUGUUAGUGGUUUUGUGAAAUUCUUUAAGGAAGCAGACUGGAGCAUAUUUGAUGAGACCAGCAAUGUACAAGAAAGAGACAUGUUUUCUAAAAAUGUACAAAGGAGUGGAAAAAAUGUGCUAAGGGUAAAGCCAUAUGUAGUAGUGGUGGUGGUAGUCAUGAUGGUGGUAGAAAGAAUAUUAUUAAUGAUACCUUCUCUAAAAUCUGGUGAUAUUUUCAGUUAAAGAUGAUGAACUACAAGGAGAGGAUGAAGAUGAAGGAAGAUGAUAAUGACGAGGAGGGAACAAGACAAAAGAUGAAGAGGGAAGAAGACAAAAGAUGAAGAAGGGAGGAAGACAAAGGACGAGGAGGAGGUAGGAAGACGAAGGACGAGGAGGAGGGAGGAAGACGAAGGACGAGGAGGAGGGAGGAAGACAAAGGACGAGGAGGAGGGAGGAAGAUGAAGGACGAGGAGGAGGGAGGAAGACGAAGGACGAGGAGGAGGGAGGAAGACAAAGGA